ACAUGGAGAGGCGGAGACUGCGCUAUGUCGCGGGAUGCUGGAUCAAUACCACUCGCGCUCUGGAGCACAAAAGAGCGGAGUCAGUACGGAAAGCACGCAUCGUUCAGCAUCAUCAUGAAUACCGUGACGCACACUUGCGUGUCAGGCGUCACCAAUCCAGCUGAUGAGUCAAUCGAGGACAUCGCCGAAUCCGUAGACGAGCUGCGGGAGAAGCUCAACAACAUGAAGAAGCUCAUGGAGGAGAGGAAGGGGACGACUCUCGGAGAGAUCAGCGCCAAAAAGAGAAAAGAGAAUUCCGACAUAAUAGACGGCAACUUUUUGUCCUGGAUAUUCGGAUCGGCUCUCGUGGUGAUUCUGAGCGUGAGCUUCUACGCGUUUUACAAUCUGUAUCACGCGAUACUAAGGAAGUUCCCGUCUCACCAUACAGAAUUGUAAGAGAUGCGCGCGGAACGAGAAGAAGCGCGGGUUUCUGCGGGAUUUUCGCGGAAGAACGCGACAUUCGAAGAUUGAAGUUGUUAAUUUCCCCGUUAAUCAUACCAGAUAACGCUAUGGACAGCUUCGAAAACGCGGGAUGUCUUUUGCGUCAUCGGGUCCCUUGAUCGAAUCGAUUUUCCUCGAAAAAGCUCAAUGAAAAUAUCAAAGGGGAAGACACUUUUCUAGCAAUGUAGGAAAAGGAGAUAAACAGCAAAAUCAUGUCCUUCAAUUAAUUUCUAAUUCGAUUGAGAGAAUCUUGAUUUCAUCACCGACCAAUAAAUAUUCACAACGAUGUGUGUGAAGUUAUUUGAGCGGCAGUCGUGAUUUUCAAAAUUGAUUAUUUAUAGAAUAGAGAAGAUGACGUAGAGAAUAAAAUCGAACACAAACAAAAUCUCAAGUUGAGUGCCUUAAAAGACUUAUUAGUUUCGUUAUGUAACAUGUUGCUGUACCAACAUACAUAAACAUAAAUUUAAUAAACAGAUUUGGUUGAACUUUCGUUUAAAUUAUUGUGAGUUCGAAGAAAGUAAGAUUCAUCUCGCACAUGUCUCAGUUACAUUAAGAGUAUUAAAAGAAAAAUAUUGGUAGCGUACAAAUUGCAUCAAAUUGCCGGAACAAGUUUGUACGAUUAUUAAUUAGUUACUAUAUAUAAUCGCAUUAAGACCACCACAAAGAAUAUGUACAUUUCCCUCUAUAUUAAAUGUUGCAUAAAUCUGUUGCAAAUAAAAGAUUAUAAAAUUC
This is a messenger RNA of Ooceraea biroi (clonal raider ant), 1212 nucleotides long. RefSeq lists its product as uncharacterized. The record is from RefSeq and is a predicted model, not a curated record. NCBI's taxonomy places the organism in Eukaryota, Metazoa, Arthropoda, Insecta, Hymenoptera, Formicidae.